ACCUUACGGGCUGUAGCCGACCGCGCUGUCCCAGAAAAACAGUCGCUCGUGGAAUAGUCCCUCCGACGCGCUCCCUCCCUCCGUCUCCACCCCGACGUGUGCUCGGCGGCGGCGGCGGCGAGCUCCGGCGGACAAGGCUUCACGGGCGGCAAGGUUCUGAUUCGAGAUUCGCCCGCGUCGGCAUCUCAGGUCGGGUAUCCGGGAGGCGGCGGAGCCAUGGAGGAGGACGCCGAGGGCAUGGACCGCCUCGACAUGGACGGCGACUUCGUGGGCGGCCGCUUCGGCCGCGACGGGGAGUUCUACUACCAGAGCCGCCGCGAGCGGGCGCCCCAGACCCGCGAGGACGCGCUCUACGGCGUCUUCGGCGAGGGGGACUCCGACUACGACUCCGAGGAGGACGAGGCGUCGCGCCGGCGCCGGCGCCGCAAGCGCCGCAGGGACGACGCCGAGCCCGACCUCACCAGGCCCGUGCAGUUCGUCUCCAAGGGCAUCAGUGCCCCAAAGCCAGAGGAGGAGGGGGAGGAGCAGCAGAGGCCUGGACUUGGCCAGGCCGCAUCCUCCUCGGGCACCGCUGCCGCCGCCGCCUCCGAGGAGGAUGCAGAGGAGGACCAGGAGCCAUACAUGGACCUGCCCACGGGAUUUGGGCAGCGAAUCGCCGAGGGUGCACGUGCGAGGCGGGAGGAGAAGGAGCGGCAGCAGGAGUCGGCCAAGCGCCGGCGCAGUGCAUUCGGGGCAGGGUUUGAACCUGGAAAACCGGCGCCGCCACCUGGAAGCCUGGAGUCCAACACGAAGGUGGCUAAGAUGAUGGCUAUGAUGGGGUACAAGAGAGGAGAAGGUCUCGGCAAGAAUGCUCAGGGAAUCACUGCACCAGUGGAGACCACCUUGCGCCCCAAGAACGCCGGACUCGGCAGCGUCGAGGGGUUUAAGGAGCCCAAAGCUUUCACUCCCAAGGAGAACUUGCCACCCCCACCUCCCCCACCGCCUGCCAAGAAGGAAAAGCAACGGUGGUCCAAGAAGGCCAGCUUGAAGAAGGAUCAGGUCUUGACUAAGAAUGAGCUGUUGGCAAGGCGCGCUGAGCAGGAACAGGAUGAGCAGCCCGCAUUUGUCCAAAAGGUGAUUGACAUGCGAGGGCCUCAGGCUCGUGUGUUGACAGACUUGAAGGGGCUCAGUACUGAACAUGAGAUGGAGGCAAAUGAUGUGCCGAUGCCGGAGUUGCAGUACAAUGUGCGGCUGCUUGUUGAUGAGACUGAGGCUGAUAUUGUCAGGUUGGAUGGGCAGCUGCGGCGGGAGCAGGAGAAGGUGGCUAGUUUGGUGCGGGAGAAGGAGAAAGUAGCAAAGCAGGAGGCUUUGCAGAAACGCCAGCUGCAAGUUAUGGAGACAAUUGCAGAUGUGCUGGAGAAGGUCCGGGUUGAUGACACCGCUGGUUUGCUCACUCUGGGGGGGUUGCUUAAGACCUUCCAGGAAUUGAAGGUGCGCUAUGAGGAGGAGUUCAAAAUUUGCAGUGUUGCAUGGGUUGCUUGCCGAUUUGCGCAUCCACUACUUAUCCGGGUAUUUCAGGGGUGGCAGCCUCUGCAGAAUCCAUUGUUUGGCUUGGAGGUCAUGUCAUCGUGGAAGGAUUUGCUGCAGGGAGACCAGCCAUAUGAUUUCUCAGAUGCUACUGAAUCAAUGGCUCCAUAUGCACAGCUGGUCAGUGAGGUCAUCCUACCAGCUGUGCGGAUAUCAGGAACUAAUUCAUGGAAGGCUAGGGAUCCAGAACCAAUGCUCCGUUUUCUUGAGUCAUGGGAACGGUUGCUGCCCCCUAUCGUGCUCCAUUCAAUAUUGGAGCAUGUAAUAAUGCCAAAGCUCACAGCUGCAGUCGAAUCUUGGGACCCGAGGAGCGAGAAUGUGCCAAUCCAUGUAUGGGUACACCCAUGGUUGCCAACUCUAGGGCAAAGGAUAGAGACAUUGUGUCACUCUAUCCGGUACAAGCUGAGUAGUGUCCUCCAAUUAUGGCAAGCUCACGAUUCAUCAGCUUAUGCUGUGCUAUCUCCAUGGAAGGGUGUAUUUGAUCCAGCAAGUUGGGAAGACUUGAUAGUGCGUUAUAUCAUUCCUAAGCUGAAAAUGGCACUCCAGGAGUUUCAGAUUAACCCAGCAAGCCAGAAGUUUGACCAGUUUAACUGGGUUAUGAUCUGGGCUUCUGCUGUCCCGGUACACCAUAUGGUUCAUAUGUUGGAAGUUGAUUUCUUUAGCAAGUGGCAGCUGGUUUUGUACCAUUGGUUGAGUUCACCAAAUCCUGAUUUCAAUGAGAUAAUGAAUUGGUACAAGGGCUGGAGGGGCCUUUUCCCACCAGAGUUACUUGCCAAUGAACGCAUACGGAUGCUUCUAACGGCUGGUCUUGAGAUGAUGAACCAAGCUGCUGAAGGACAUGAGUUGGUGCAGCCAGGGGCUAGGGAGAAUGUUGGCUUCUUGAGAGCAACAGAGAAGCGGCAAUUUGAUGCAGCACAGCAAGCAUCGCAGUACCCAUCUUACCAUGCUGUACCAGGAGCAGCCAUGGGAGAUAUGAGCUUCAAGGAGUCUAUUCAGGCAUAUGCGGCUGACCAAGGUUUGUUGUUUAUGCCUAGAGUUAACAAAUUCUAUAACGGCAUGCCAGUGUACGAAUUUGGCACUGUGAGCAUUUGCAUAGACUCUGUCAAGCGACUACUCUAUGCGCAACUUCAAGAGGGAACCGAAAGAUGGAGUUCUGUGUCUCUUACACAACUGCUGGAAAUGAACCGGAUGGCAAGACCACGUUAGGAGAUCAUCUAUAGCUUGGAAGUUUCAUGUGAUCAUUUUUCCUGCCAGUGUAGGUAGUCUUCAAAUGUGUCUUGCGAGCAUUGUUGUAGAAUUACUUGAUAAAGAACAAAGUUUCUGAUGAUGUAUCUGAAUGUGAUUUUCCACAUUUCAACAUGGAACUCGGUUGUUAUUGCCCUAGAAUGAAUAAUUGAUGCAGAACUGUUUCUACCUGUA
Molecule: messenger RNA, 2985 nt
Organism: Aegilops tauschii subsp. strangulata
Lineage: Eukaryota; Viridiplantae; Streptophyta; Magnoliopsida; Poales; Poaceae
Product: septin and tuftelin-interacting protein 1 homolog 1
Biological process (GO): spliceosomal complex disassembly
Cellular component (GO): U2-type post-mRNA release spliceosomal complex
Molecular function (GO): nucleic acid binding
Source: RefSeq, a predicted model, not a curated record